Molecule: messenger RNA, 2169 nt
Organism: Glycine soja
Lineage: Eukaryota; Viridiplantae; Streptophyta; Magnoliopsida; Fabales; Fabaceae
Product: F-box/LRR-repeat protein 14-like
Exons: 16
Coding region: 102-1799 (565 amino acids)
Biological process (GO): SCF-dependent proteasomal ubiquitin-dependent protein catabolic process
Cellular component (GO): SCF ubiquitin ligase complex
Molecular function (GO): protein binding
Source: RefSeq, a predicted model, not a curated record
UUAGUAAACCAAUCUUAUAUAUCUGUUGUUGUAUGUAUUUGAGUGUGAACCAACCCCAACUCUGUUUACUGUCGUUCAGAUUCGCAUUGAAGCAAUAAGCAAUGGUAACUGCAGCAUGUCAGUCAGGACGUGUGAGUUUCAAACAUCCUUCUACUCAUUUCCACUUACCUCAAUGUCCAUCCUUGUUGGACUUGUGCAUCCGCAAAAUCACUCACACUCUGACUCGGGAGGACAUACAUAAAUAUAACACUUUUUCUGCACUCCCACCGGACUUGAGUCAGCGAAUUUUCAACAAUAUGGUUUACUCCUCCUAUCUCACACCUGCUUCCCUCCAACCCUUUCGAGAUUCUGCCCUCCAGGAUAUUUGCUUGGGAGAAUAUGAAUAUGCAAAUGGUGGUGGUGCUGCUGCUGCAAUUGUGGAUGAUGCCUGGAUGGAUGUCAUCUCAUCACAGGGAUCCUCUUUACUUCAUCUAGAUCUUUCUGCCUCUGAUGUCACUGAUCAUGGUCUCACCUUUCUUGGACAUUGCACAAAUAUCAUCUCUUUAAAUCUUAAUCACUGUCACCAAAUUUCAGAUCAUGGACUAGAGUGCAUCAGCGGUCUCUCCAACUUGGCAAGUUUGAGUUUUAGAAGAAACUAUGCAAUAUCUGCUCAAGGAUUGAAUACCUUUUCUGGUCUUAUUAACUUGGUCAAGUUGGAUUUGGAGAGAUGUCCUGGGAUUCACGGAAGCCUAGUUCAUAUUCAAGGUUUAACCAUGUUGGAAUCUCUCAACCUAAAUUGGUGUAACUGCUUAGUAGAUGUUGAUAUGAAGCCUCUAUCAGUGCUUACAAACUUGAAAAGCCUAGAGAUUUCCUUCAAUAAGGUCACAGAUUUUGGGAUCAGUUUUCUGAAAGGAUUACAAAAGCUUAAUUUGUUAAAUUUGGAAGGCUGCCAAGUAACAACUGCAUGCUUGGACUCUCUUGAAGAGCUUCCUGCCCUGUCAAACUUGAAUCUUAGUAGAUGUAAUCUUUCUAACGAUGGAUGUGAAAAGUUUUCACGACUGGAAAAUUUGAAAGUAUUAAACUUGGGAUUUAAUGACAUAACAGAUGCAUGUUUAGCACACUUGAAAGGAUUGACAAAGUUGAAGAGCUUGAACCUGGAUUCAUGUAGGAUUGAAGAUGAAGGGUUGGUCCACCUGGCAGGUCAUCAGCAACUGAAUUGCUUGGAACUCUCUGAUACGGGAAUUGGAAGCAAUGGACUACAUCAUUUAUCAGGAUUGUCUAAUCUGGAGAAAAUAAAUCUAUCGUUCACUUUUGUUAAUGAUAGUGGUUUAAGCAAACUGUGUGGACUCUCAUCUCUUAAGUCACUAAAUUUGGAUGCUCGCCAAGUUACCGAUACUGGAUUGGCAUCCUUAACAAGUUUGACUGGGCUUACAGAACUGGAUUUGUUUGGUGCACGAAUAACAGAUUUUGGAACAAACUAUUUAAAAUGCUUCAAGAACCUAAGGUUGCUGGAAAUAUGCGGUGGAGAAUUGACUGAUGAUGGUGUGAAAAAUAUCAAAGAACUUUCAUCUCUGAAGAGCUUAAAUUUAUCACAAAACUGCAACCUUACAGACACUACCCUGGAGUUAAUUUCUGGGCUUACUGAUUUGAUUUCUUUGAACGUUUCAAAUUCUGGUAUCACAAAUGCUGGGCUGCAGCAUUUGAAAACACUCAAGAAUUUGAGGUCUCUAUCAUUGGAGUCCUGUAAGGUGACAGCAAAUGGCAUUAAGAAACUUCAAUCAACAGACCUCCCCAAUCUGGUAAGCUUCCGGCCACAGUAAUUGGGGAGGUAUCCCCAACAUGUUGUAGUCUAUAUUAAGAAUCUCUAUUUGCACUGGCAUACCUCAGAAAAAGUAUGGAAAGACGACCUCAAAUUGAAUAUACUAUGUAUAUAUAGGCUAAUGCCUUCAAGAGAAGUUAGAAUUAUUAUUGCCUCUUAAUUUGGUUCGAAGCUUUCUUUAAUUUUAUAUUGAAGUAUGCCUAGAGCUUUUAUAUUUCAACUUUCAAGUGGGUCUGUGUAGAAGUGUAUAGAACGUAAAUCAGCAUGCACUAUUCCAUAAACAAAAUGGUGUAAACUAUUUGUAAUUGGUCCAAUAUUUUCAAAUUGAUUUUUUUCGCCUGUAUAGCAGUUAACGAGUUUGGCCAUUCUGA